AUGGGGCUGUCGGAAGCGCCGGGACAGAGGGACACGCAGGCACUGCUGUCCACGACGGAGGCCAUGGAGCUGAGGCGGCGAGACUACCAUGUGGAGCGGCCCCUGCUGAACCAAAAACAGCUGGAGGAGCUGGGGAGCCGGAGGCCAGCACCAGUGACGCUCAAGUGGCGAACCUGGUUUCGGUGCUCCCGCGCGCGGGCCCAAGCCCUUCUGCUUCAAUACCUCCCGGUUUUGGCCUGGCUCCCCCAGUAUUCUGUGCGUGACUGGCUUCUGGGUGACUUGUUGUCUGGCCUGAGUGUGGCCAUUAUGCAGCUACCACAGGGCCUAGCCUAUGCCCUCCUGGCUGGACUGCCCCCUGUGUUUGGCCUGUACAGCUCCUUCUAUCCUGUCUUUGUUUAUUUCCUGUUCGGCACUUCCCGGCACAUCUCUGUGGGUACCUUUGCCGUCAUGUCCGUGAUGGUGGGCAGUGUGAUGGAAUCGCUGGCUCCGGACAAUGCCUUCAUGCUGGGCUUGAACUCCACACUCGAUGUGGCAGCCAGAGACGCUACCCGGGUGCAGCUGGCCUCCACUCUCAGUGUCCUUGUUGGCCUCUUCCAGGUGGGGCUGGGCAUGGUCCACUUCGGCUUCGUGGUCACCUACCUAUCAGAGCCUCUGGUCCGAGCCUACACCACGGCCGCGUCUGUGCACGUCUUUGUCUCGCAACUCAAGUAUGUGUUUGGCCUUCAUCUGAGUAGCCGCUCUGGACCGCUGUCCCUCAUCUAUACAGCACUGGAGGUCUGCUGGAAGCUGCCGCAGACGGUGGUCGGUACCGUGGUCACUGCCAUAGUGGCCGGAGUGGUGCUUGUGCUGGUGAAGCUGUUGAAUGAAAAGUUGCGACGACAUCUGCCCAUGCCACUCCCCGGGGAGCUGCUCACGCUCAUCGUGGCCACAGGCAUUUCCUACGGCGCGGGCCUGAAGCAGGCAUUCGGGGUGGACAUCGUGGGCAAAAUCCCCGCGGGGCUGGUGCCCCCGAUGGCCCCCAGCCCCCAGCUGUUUGCAAAGCUCCUGGGCAAUGCCUUCGCCAUCGCUGUGGUCGGGUUCGCAAUCGCCAUCUCGCUGGGCAAGAUCUUCGCCUUGAGGCACGGCUACCGGGUGUAUAGCAACCAGGAGCUGGUAGCUCUCGGCCUCAGUAACCUCAUCGGGGGCAUCUUCCGGUGCUUCCCUGUGAGCUGCUCUAUGUCUCGGAGCCUGGUACAGGAGAGCACUGGGGGCAACACACAGGUGGCUGGAGCCAUCUCCUCCCUCUUCAUCCUCAUUAUCAUCGUCAAACUGGGAGAACUCUUCCAAGACCUGCCCAAGGCGGUCCUGGCUGCCGUGGUCAUCGUGAACUUGAAGGGCAUGGUGAUGCAGUUCACUGAUGUGUUCUCCCUCUGGAAGGCCAAUCGAGUGGAUCUGCUCAUCUGGGUGGUGACCUUCGUGGCCACCAUCCUGCUGAAUCUGGACCUCGGCCUGGCCGUAGCCGUAGUAUUCUCCCUGAUGCUUGUGGUGGUCCGCACCCAGAUGCCCCACUACUCUGUCCUGGGGCAGGUGCCAGACACGGAUAUUUACAGAGACGUGGCAGAGUACUCAGGGGCCAGGGAGGUCCCAGGCGUGAAGGUCUUCCGCUCCUCGGUCACCGUGUACUUUGCCAACGCUGAGCUCUACAGUGACUCACUGAAGCAGAGGUGCGGUGUGGAUGUGGACUGCCUCCUCUCUCAGAAGAAGAAGCUGCUUCGGAAGCAAGACCUGAAGCUGAAGCGACUGCAGAAGGAGAAUAAGACCCCCAAACAGGCUGCCACCUCCAAGGACACCUCCAUCUCCAUCAACGUCAACGCCAGUGUCGUGGACAUCGAGAGCAACAAUGAUGUGGAGGGCUCCAAGGCCAAGGAGGCGAGCACAGGGACUGAGCUAGAGGAUACAGGAGCCUGGGCUCCAGAAGAUGCCAAAGCCUCAGACAUGUCCUCACUGAAGGCCCUGGGCCUGCCUCAGCCAGAUUUCCACACCCUCAUCCUGGACCUGAGCUCCUUCUCCUUCGUGGACACUGUGUGUCUCAAGAGCCUGAAGAAUAUUUUCCGCGACUUCAGGGAGAUCGAGGUGGAGGUGUACAUAGCCGCCUGCCAAGCUCCCGUGAUCACGCAGCUUGAGGAUGGGCACUUCUUCGAUGCUUCUAUCACCAAGCAGCAUCUCUUUGCCUCCAUCCAUGACGCUGUCCUCUUUGCACUCCAACACCGGAGGUCCGGCCCCGUCGACCCUGUUUUGGUUACCAAACUCUGA
Molecule: messenger RNA, 2292 nt
Organism: Rangifer tarandus platyrhynchus (Svalbard reindeer)
Lineage: Eukaryota; Metazoa; Chordata; Mammalia; Artiodactyla; Cervidae
Source: the annotation of a GenBank genome assembly